Micropterus salmoides (largemouth bass) is the source of this 3457-nucleotide messenger RNA. RefSeq names its product zinc finger protein 568-like. The record is from RefSeq and is a predicted model, not a curated record. Gene Ontology annotation, molecular function: DNA-binding transcription factor activity; RNA polymerase II cis-regulatory region sequence-specific DNA binding. Gene Ontology annotation, biological process: regulation of transcription by RNA polymerase II. The transcript is spliced from 2 exons. The coding region runs from base 363 to 2411 and encodes 682 amino acids. NCBI's taxonomy places the organism in Eukaryota, Metazoa, Chordata, Actinopteri, Centrarchiformes, Centrarchidae.
UACUAAAUGAUUUAUGGUCAGAAUAAACAAAACUCGCAGAGGCUUUUAUUUUGAAGCCACGUCCCGGAAGUGAGGCGGGUUCCCGGGCUCGGCCAGUGAGCGCGGAGCUUCCAGCCUCUUUGGGACGGAUCAGCUUUGUCCCGUUGUUGUGCUGAGAAAGAGUCUCUGGCACCAACAGCGAGGAGCCGCCAGAGCCUCCGUGUGUCCGGAUAAAGCUGCUGCUCUCCGGCUUCACCUCGGACUCAUCUCCCGGGAGCCUCCGGAGCUACUGGAGGUAGCUUAGCAUGCUAACCGCAAGUUAGCCACAGUGCUAGUUAGCGUGAAAACGGUGUUUGUGAGUUCGUGGAGAAAAGUUUCGAGCGAUGGAAAUGAGUAAAGUCCAGGUGCUGAGAGCGUUGGUGAAGCAGCGACUGAGUGCGGCUGCUGAAGAGAUAUUCGGGCUGUUUGAAAGGACGAUAUCAGAGUACGAGCAGGAACUCUGUCGGUCCAAAGAGGAGAACCAGAGACACAGGAAGCUGCUGGACGCGGUGUUCCAGCCUGAAGUCCGGCUGCACAGAGCAGCAGACGUCCAGCAGCUGUCGGGGAGCAAAGAAGUGCAGGAAGGAAGCUCCAGUCUGGACCAGGAGGACCCAGAGCCUCCACACAUUAAAGAAGAAAGGAACCCCAGUCUGGACCAGGAGGACCCAGAGCCCACACACAUUAAAAAGGAAAGGAACCCCAGUCUGGACCAGGAGGACCCAGAGCCUCCACACAUUAAAGAAGAAAGGAACCCCAGUCUGGACCAGGAGGACCCAGAGCCCACACACAUUAAAAAGGAAAGGAACCCCAGUCUGGACCAGGAGGACCCAGAGCCUCCACACAUUAAAGAAGAAAGGAACCCCAGUCUGGACCAGGAGGACCCAGAGCCCACACACAUUAAAAAGGAAAGGAACCCCAGUCUGGACCAUGAGGACCCAGAGCCUCCACACAUUAAAGAAGAAAGGAACCCCAGUCUGGACCAUGAGGACCCAGAGCCUCCACACAUUAAAGAGGAAAGGAACCCCAGUCUGGACCAUGAGGACCCAGAGCCUCCACACAUUAAAAAGGAAAGGAACCCCAGUCUGGACCAUGAGGACCCAGAGCCUCCACACAUUAAAGAGGAAAGGAACCCCAGUCUGGACCAGGAGGACCCAGAGCCUCCACACAUUAAAGAGGAAAGGAACCCCAGUCUGGACCAUGAGGACCCAGAGCCUCCACACAUUAAAGAGGAACAGGAGGAACUCUGGAACUGUCAGGAGGGAGAGCAGCUUCCAGGACUGGAGGAGGCUGAUAUCACCAAGUUCCCGUUCACUCUUGUCUCUGUGAAGAGUGAAGAAGAUGAUGAAGAGAAACCUCAGUCCUCACAGCUUCAUCAGAGCCAAACUGAACCGAUGGAAGCAGAAGCUGAAGGAGAGGACUGUGGAGGACCAGAACCAGCCAGGGACUCUGAUGAACCAGAUGGACAUUUACAAUCUGAGACUGAAGACUCUUCUGAACCUGAUACUGAAGACAGUGCUGACUGGGAUAAGACCAGAGAACCUAAGUCAGGUGUAAACCCUCACAAAAAUGAUGAAGUCCCUGUCAGUCGUAGGACACACAUUACUGACAAAAAAUGGUUUAGCUGCUCUGAAUGUGUGAAAAGAUUUACGCGCAAGGAACAUUUGCAGAGACACAUGAGAUUCCACACAGGAGAGAAAAGACACAGCUGCAGUCUGUGUGACAAAAGAUUCACUUGGUUUGGUCAACUCAAAAAACACAAGUGUGUUUGUCCUCAGUCCUCAAAGCUUCAUCAAAGCCAAACUGAACAGAUGGAAACAGAAGCUGAUGGAGAGGACUGUGGAGGAUCAGAACCAGCCAGGAUAUCUGAUCUAGAUAGACUUUUACUAUCUGAGACUGAAGACGCGACUGAAGACUCUUCGGAUAUUGAAGACAGUGAUGGUAACGGGGAGAAGACCAGAGAACUUAAUUCAGGUUUAAACUCUCACUAUAAUAAUGAAAAAGUCAAAGUCUGUCGUAGGACACACACAACUGACAAAAAAACGUUUAGCUGCUCAGAGUGUGGGAAAAGAUUUAGGUACAUUAGCUCUCUGAAGGUACACAUGAGAACUCACACAGGAGAGAAACCCUUCAGCUGCAGGGUUUGUGACAGAAGAUUCACUUGGUGUAAACAACUCAAAAACCACAAGUGUGGUGACGAGUCUUCACAUGGAAACCAACCUGAGGAGAACCAAGAGGCAGAGCCUCGAGCCAGCAGCUCAGCUGAACAGAUGGAAACCGAAGCUGAUGGAGAGGACUGUGGAGGACCAGAACCAGCCAGGAACUCUGAUCAAGAUAAACGUAUACAAACUGAGACGGAAGACAAGACUGAAGACUCUUCUGAGGCUGAAAACUAACUUAAACUUUGUUUAAACCCUCUGAAUUAGGAAGUUACUAUCAGUGAUAUGAGAUUUAAAAAAGCAUGGUGAUGGCGCAGUGGAAAAGACACAGGGAGCUGUGAGACCUGGGUUCAAUUCCCCACUGUGACCCAUCCACCAGUGUGUCCCUGAGCGACACGCUGAACCCCCAGUUGUGCAGGAACAUGUACAAAAAUACAUUUAGCUGCAAACUGUUGGACUUACUUUUCUCUGACUGUGACACAAUGUUGACGCACAUGAAAAUGCACACAGAAGUGAAACACUCCACCGCUGUCAGUCUGGAUCACUCACUGAUGUUGCACAGAGGAGAAACCAUAAAGUUGACGGUUCACCUCACACUCAGGAGUCGAGCUGCUGCAUUCAGACGAGUAAACGGCGUAGUUGUCAGAGCAGAAUCCAGUCAGACUACGGGUGCUCCCCGCAGUGAAGCAGCUCUCUGUCGGCCAGCGGCUGCCUGGUCCUCUCCUAGAAACCUCGGUUCAUUACUUUACCUUGUUAUUUCUUUCCUGUUGAAAUCUGUGUCCUAGCUGAAGUAUGACCAGUGGUAAAGGAAGUACUGCAGUAAAAAUACUAAUACCACACUAUGAACACUGUAACCGCAGCAAAAGUCCUGCAGUGAAAAUGUCCCUAGAGUAUUAAAGUACUUGUUGUGUCCAAAGAUCAAUGUUAUUAACAAAUAAAUUAAAAGGAAAAGCAGCAGAUUUUCAUGAGAGAAGCUGAAACAUAAGAUGUUUUACACUCAUCCAGUUAUUGAUUAAUCGACUGAUCGUUUCAGCUGCACUAUGGUUCAAAAUGUUGGAAGUUUCAUUCAUAACAAAACAUAUUUUAUAAACUCUUCAUGUGUUUUGUGUAAAAAGCUUAAUUUUUGUAUUAACUAGUACAUGCUGUCAGAUACAUGUAGUGAAGUAAAAAGUACAAUAUUCUGCUCAGGGCAUCUGUGAGCCACCGUGAGAAGGAAGUGGAACAAACAGCUGACACACUAUUUUUGUUAAUUUGACUAAAAUAAAGGGAAAAUCUAUUCUGAA